This is a messenger RNA of Closterium sp. NIES-65, 2208 nucleotides long. The record is from the annotation of a GenBank genome assembly. Lineage: Eukaryota; Viridiplantae; Streptophyta; Zygnematophyceae; Desmidiales; Closteriaceae.
AUGGGGAAGCCCAAGGCGAGGGCCAGCACCACCGGAGCCUCCAAGGGAAAAACAACAGUCACUCGGCGAGGAUCCAGCACAGCCUCCCGUCCAUCCAACAUAGGACGGAAGCGGCAGCUGACACAAGGCCGAGGGGGCCCUCCUGGGCAGACUCAGCUAGCCUCACCAUUGCCCGGGGUCCGGGCCCGAGCGCUGCACCAGGGGCGCCCGGCACGAGGCCGAUCAAGGGAAGAUAGUGCAGCAUCUCCGUCGCUGCAGCCACCGCCGCAGAGCGCUCAGCGGGCAACAUCCCGUCAACCUCCAAGCCUUGUCAUGCCAAACACACGUGGAGCUGGUCCAGUACGUACGACAGCAGCGUCAAACACGUCCCCACGUGCACAACACGCUGCUCGACGAGGGGAGGCAGCGCACCUGCAGGAGCGGCAGCAAGAGGAGCAGACGGGACAGGAGGGUUUGGCGGCGUUGGAGGAGGCGGCGGCUGACGCAGUUGAGGCCGGGGCAGAGGGGGAUGUCGCUGCUGCGGGGUCAGGUUUGACGCAGCGGGGGGAGCAGGGUGCUGCGGUAGAGGCGGAUCCGACGGGGACGGGGCGGGAGGCGCACUCGCCUGCUGCUGUGCGUGCAGCCGCCUCUGACGACGACUCAACCUCGCCCGCUGCGGGGCCGACGGCACCACCAGCGGACAAGGUUGUGGCUGCGGAGGAGGCGCAUGUGGAGCAUGGGUCGGCUGACUCACCAGCGCCAUUGGUGGCGGUGUCCCCAUCACCUCUCGGGGAGGUGGAGAUUGCGGCGGUCGCAGCUGAGGCAGCGAGGCAACCAGAACAACCCCUGAACGAACCGUUUGCACCAACUGCCGCUGAGUCCGCUGGAAUGUCUACUGCUGCCGCGGCCGUAAACAUGCGGGAGUGCGGCCAGGCAGCGGAUGGAAUUGAGGGUCCCGUGAUCGGCGUCGCUUCUGGCAUCGCACAGGCAAGGAAGAAGGUGAAGCUACGCGCCCAGCCAACGCCGAGGCGGCCCGGAGCAGGGCUGGGGCCUGGGGUCCCGGGACCCCUCCUGGGCUGGCUUCCGCAAGGGCAGUCGCCACCAGAGCAAGCGCGUUUGUUGUCAUCCGCACCACAGCCUGCAAUGGGUACCGGCGGGAGGGGUAACACGGAGGCAGCUGACCGUGCACAUCGGGGAACCGAGCAGCCAAGCAGGAUGCAGCAACCACCGGAAGGAUCGCCCACGACCCAGCAAGCAACUCACCGGGAAACACGUAGCUCGACGAGAGGCCGGGGAAUUGUGUGGGGCAGGCCGUCGGGGGCAGGACGAGCGACAAUGGCAACUCCCUGGGUGCCGGCCAGUCAGGGUUUAAGGUCUGCGCAGGAGAGCGCGAGAGGCGGCAGCGCUGGCGUACUCCCCGCGAUCCCCCGUGGAGGCAGAGGGGGAAGAGGAGGGACACGCUGUAGGGGAGUUCCACUCCUGGGUGGCGAGGCUGCAAUCGUGAGAUCAGGCACGUGGCGUGAUCGCCACGACCGCCCGGAGCGUACACCUAUGCCUGUGUGUGUGAAUGGGGGCGAGGAGGGUUCUGAAAACUCCCAGAACGGGAGCGAGUUUAUCCCCUCGCACUCAGAGGCAUCGGAGGAUUUGGUCUCCCUGGGCGACGAUGAGAACCAACAUGUGUCGGCGCAGGGGCGAGUGAGGAGGACGGAGCAGGGUGGCAUGCCACAACCACCCAACAUGCCAGCAGGACAGGACCCAGCUGUGCCACCACCGCCAUCCGAGAAAUCGCCAAUUGACCUGGCAAAGGAUGAGUCUUUCUGGCACCUGGCCAGCACUUGGGACAUCGCACCACUCCAGCGUGCGGAUCAACCGUUCUUGGUGAGGCGGUUGCCCCCAAAGAUUCUGGAGAGCUACACCCUGUGCCUUCUGGCCCCGCUGUUGCGAUUAGGGUUGAAACCAGACUGUGUGGGGGCGUGGACGGUGCUGCAGUUUUUACCCCGCUUGACCCAUCGACCUCUACCAGAGCCAGUGGACGGGAACCGCAGGAUCAAGAUUGAGACUCGGCUGCACCACUUCAGAAUCGGGGAUCUUGCCGAUCUCUACAGGGCGGCAGUCAUAGCGUACGUUGACGACAUCACAGUGGUAGGGCCGCGGGAGGAGGUGUUCAAGGCCUUCGAUGCCAUCGUCGAAGAGCUGGUAAAGCGCGGGCUACGGUGCAACGUGGCAUAG